AUGGGUUGCGGAAAUUCGAGACCCAGCUACGAAAAAGCUCGUCAAAGGAAGUGGGGAAAAUGGGUUGCGGAAAUUCGAGACCCAGCUACGAAAAAGCGUGCCUGGCUAGGUACAUUUGGCAACAAAGAGGAGGCAGCUGCAGCAUACAGGCGGAAAGCUCUGGAGUUGUUCGAUCAUCAGCCUUCAACUUCGACAAAACUUACCGCUACUAACACUCCAUUAUUUUCUGUGCCCCUUCACACACUUUUCUCCAGAAAGGAUGAUAUGGUAUGCCAAGUUGGGACAGCCUAUAUGUGCAAUGAACUGCAGGAAGCGCAACCCGGGCACCACCAGCAUAUCCCAUUGGAGGAGGUGCUGCAUCUUGCGGAGCCUGUAAAUGGCCAGAGCUCUUUGUCGCCCGCUGCCACCAACACACAUUUGGAGGAGAGUGUAACGCUGAAUGAAAAGCUGGAGAACAUAGAACCUGGGGUUGGUAACUUGAUGAUAGAAGAUAUUUGGGAAGUACUUCAGAUGUUGGUGGAAGAAAAAGACGGUGAAGAGCUAGAUUUCGAGGAGUAUGUGAAGGAGUUAGAUGCAAAGUCCUUCUUCCCUUCUAGAUUUUGA
Molecule: messenger RNA, 603 nt
Organism: Marchantia polymorpha subsp. ruderalis
Lineage: Eukaryota; Viridiplantae; Streptophyta; Marchantiopsida; Marchantiales; Marchantiaceae
Source: the annotation of a GenBank genome assembly